This is a messenger RNA of Babesia bovis T2Bo, 903 nucleotides long. RefSeq names its product DnaJ domain family protein. The coding region runs from base 26 to 868 and encodes 280 amino acids. The record is from RefSeq and is a predicted model, not a curated record. NCBI's taxonomy places the organism in Eukaryota, Apicomplexa, Aconoidasida, Piroplasmida, Babesiidae. The transcript is spliced from 6 exons.
UAGUGUUUUAUAUAUACAUUUCAAUAUGGCGGAUGCUGCGGAUAAGCCGGGUGAUGAGGAUGAUAUCCUCAACUUCUUCUUCUCUGAGAUUGAGUCCAUUGAUAAGGCUAAGAAGGACACUGACGUCAUGACUUUGAACGCCAAGGAGCUGUGCUUGAGGUUAACAUCGCAGAAUUUUGCAAGUCCAUAUCAAGUAUUGCAGCUUAGGCACAAUGCUACAGAGGACGAGAUAAAGAAACGUUAUCGCAAGAUGUCAUUGAUGAUCCAUCCGGAUAAAUUCAAGCAUGAGCGUGCUCAGGAUGCAUUCAAUGUUUUGCUUAAUGCGUUCAACGAGAUUCAGCAGUCAGACUCUCGUGAGAAGUAUAAGCAGGUGUAUGAGGAGGCCAAGAAGAAGGUUUACAAGCGCCACAAGGCCAAUCCAAACGCCACCACACUGGACUUGAUUGCUGCGGGUGUGCUUGACAGUGAUUUACAGCAGAUAGAGAACGAGAUCCAACGUGAGUGUGACGACAUGCUGCGCAAACAUCAAGAGCGUCGUGAGUAUGCUGAGCGUUGUGUAAGGGCCAACAUGGAGUAUGAGAAGCAGCUUGCUGCUGAGCAGGUAGAGAAGGAGAAGGAGCAGUUGAACCAUCAGGUUGAAUGGGAUAAAACACGUGACAUGCGUGUUUCUAGUUGGAGGAGCUUCCAGGGUCAGGUUACUGCUAAGGACUUUAAGUUACAGGCUUUUAGGACGGUAGAGCCUAAGCGUGAGCAGCGUGCUGACAUAGAUGGUAUAAAGCGCGGUACUAUAGCUGAGUCUCAAACCGAUCGCAAGGAAAAGCGCAAGAAGAUAGUGCACCAAGACACUUACAAGGAGAAUUGGCGAUAGCACUUAUUAUUUAAUGUUUUAGGUUACUGAUGAAC